Messenger RNA from Ophidiomyces ophidiicola, 2334 nucleotides. RefSeq lists its product as uncharacterized. Bases 1 to 2334 code for a protein of 777 amino acids. NCBI's taxonomy places the organism in Eukaryota, Fungi, Ascomycota, Eurotiomycetes, Onygenales, Onygenaceae. The record is from RefSeq and is a predicted model, not a curated record. The transcript is spliced from 7 exons.
AUGAGCAGCUUUCCCAAAGCAUUCGAAACCGUAGGCCCCAAUCGUGGUUCAACGGGCCGCGGGAUUCCAGGGACAGCCCCGUCUCCGCGAUUUGCGGAAGAACUUCGGACAGCUCCGCAGACUGCACGAAGCGCACAUCCACCGCAUCGCAGGUCUGGGCCAAGGUGGCACCAGAACUACUCGCACAUCGACCAACAUGGCGGGCGAGUUCUAGUCAUUGAUUUUGUGAAACAAGAUGCGUCGAAAAGCAACAUCCGCAAAGUUGCUGCGCAGGAGAUAUUCGACCUCCAAGGCCUCCGUACACUGUACAAUAACCCUGAGCGAAACGGCGAAGCGGUUCUUCGAGUCUUUCACGUUCAAAAUGCCGAUUGGGCUGCCAGAUAUUUACUGCGCAAGUUCAAUAUCGACAACCGAGAUGACCUUGUAGGCACCGACUUUGGUCAAUAUGUUAGACGCCGACGACCAGACCAGCGCCGUGGGAAGCCAGUCCUGAGUGGCAAGACGUGGAAGGUCCAAUAUGAUCCAUGGCGAGGAAUUAGUAAGACUUCGUUUUCGCUUGAUUAUCUUAAGGACUAUCAGGUUCCGGACCCGACCAGCGUUCGAGAAGAUGAUGGGUAUAAAAUGAUGGAGUUGAACAACUUCGGUGAAAACGACAAUCCCGCUUAUGGCUAUGAUGUUUUUCUUCAGCGAAUCAGCUGUUAUAUACAACAUAAACAGGUUAUCGUUGAGCCGCCGCCAACUGACCCAGAUAUCACAAGCCCGUAUCUCCCGGAUACGCAGAUUGACUGCGAUGGAGAUGGCGUAAAGGAGUAUAUCCCCAGGCUUAGAAGUCUUGAUAAUGGAAAUGCUAUUCUCAUAUUCGAUGACUCGCACUCUGGAGUCCUCGAUGAUACCUUGAUUCCACCCCGUGACAGCUGGGAGGCUCGAUGGCGACGCCUGCCCUUCUUUCUCGCUUUUGAAUCUCGGGACUUGGUUGCGACCGAUGAGGAACUGGCUUUCCACUGUACACGAGUCAUCAUGGAAGACCUUUUCAAAGCGCUUGCAGGAGGCUGGGAUAUAUUGCUUGACCUCGCCUACGAUCAUGUCAGUAUACUAGAAGACAAAGUUUAUGAGCAGCCGGCGGAUGAGACACGCGCCCCUGAAUUGUGGACAAACUCAAAAUUAUGGUUGAAAAUGGAGAAACUGAUGUUUCUUCAAGUUGAUAUCAUAAAAGAGUUGAAGAUUCGACUUCGCGAAUUGACUGAUGAUAUGGAGAGGGAUGACCCUUGGUUGGGCAGCACGAGCGGAGAUUUCGACCGCAUUGCGAACCUCAUUACGGAGGAUUUAGUUAAGCCGACUAAAAAUUUGAUAUCUUUGGUCUACCGAUCUGUUUCCAUUAGAGACAGUAGGCAGAAUAUUCGGCUUAGUGUCAGCAGCAUGAAUGUUGACACCUUCAGCGAUGAUCCCAGUAUCAAAUGGUAUUUUAUUGCCUCAGUUCCGUUUAUGCUGGGAGUCCUUGUAACUUGGUAUCUCUGGAAAUACGCGCUUACCUCUAAGCAAAAUACUCUCUAUCGCCGUGGGAUAUACGAAGACUUUUUCAAUGACUUAGCAAAUAAAAACCCGGCCCUGUGGUCCCGAGAUGGUCCUCGAAACUACAUUGUACCAAAGGGCCGAAUGGCAAAAAUAAAAUGGUAUUUUAUUAAACAGUGGAGCGCACCUGAAAGGACAAUUAGAGCCGAGGGCGCUUCGGCUUCUCAAGACGACCUUGGUGUUGUGUCAAAGAUCAAGAGACGUCUUAUCCAGCGCUGGACAUCGCAAAUCGCGUGUGAUGAGGGAGUCGACAAGACCGAGCUUGCGCUUGGAAGCGAUGACGCACACCUGUAUGAUACGGAGAGUGAUACCAUGCCCGUUGCCGCUGGUGGAUUGGCAAACGCCACUGAAUUAGCCACUUUACCUGCUGCUCCGGCCGCAGAUAGUGCCUUUGAAGGCAAUAAGCAGGUAGCCGUGCCGGCUGCGGAGGACACCAACAGCAAAGCGUACCGGCGAUUUAAUCGGCUAUCGCUCCGCAGCCACAGCAAAGAAUCUAGUGCCAACGGGAAUAGUGGGGUUCUAGUGGAAGAGGAGGACUGGCAAUGGCUGAGCCAACAAGGAAGGCAAGGGAAGGAAUGGGCGCUGGGGUCAGCAGGUCUGAGAGGCAGAAGUGUGCAGAGACAGGGAGCCGGAGAUGAGGAGAAUGAAGUGAGAGAUGUUCCCAGCCGCAGCGCCUCAAGCCGAGGUGAUAUGCUGGAAGGAGAGAGCCGGCAAACAAGGGGAAGCAGCGCAAAGAAAGCCUCAGAUUCGCCUCCCAACGCUUAG